This is a messenger RNA of Penicillium cinerascens, 2484 nucleotides long. Its product is annotated as fungal specific transcription factor domain-containing protein. Gene Ontology annotation, molecular function: zinc ion binding; RNA polymerase II cis-regulatory region sequence-specific DNA binding; DNA-binding transcription activator activity, RNA polymerase II-specific. The transcript is spliced from 7 exons. The record is from RefSeq and is a predicted model, not a curated record. Gene Ontology annotation, biological process: regulation of transcription by RNA polymerase II; DNA-templated transcription. Gene Ontology annotation, cellular component: nucleus. NCBI's taxonomy places the organism in Eukaryota, Fungi, Ascomycota, Eurotiomycetes, Eurotiales, Aspergillaceae. Bases 1 to 2484 code for a protein of 827 amino acids.
AUGGCCCGCUCCAUAUUGGAACAAGCCGUAGUUCGUCGUCUUAUCCCCAAUGACGCUAAAGUAUGGCGCGUACAGCGUCUCGCGCAACAUGUCGGCCGGUUUUCCGCCCAUGGUGAUCACCAUGCCCUUUUGGCAGACAUGGUGAUUGUCGAGUGUAAAGGAGUGCGAAUGGCCGACCAGGUUUCCACGGUAAACGACCGCCUGCCCAAAAUCUUCACAUCGGUCCUUGAGAGACAGCUAAAAUGCGCGGACGCUGCGGGAGGUGAAGUUUGCGAAACCGAUCCAUACAAUUCUUUGUGUCACAGCCUAGGCCUUAUUCGGAAAUUAGGCCACACUGUGUUAAAGAAUGUAACGACCUUGACUCUGCGAUGCAACAUGGUGAUUCGAGGUUCCAUUGACGAUGUCUCUGUGGUGGGGAGCCAGGCAGUCACUUGCACAUACAACGAUCCGCCGGACCCGUCGCCAUCCCAAGUCGAAAGUACUGGCCACCCCGACCCGGAAUGGAGCCUUGCCCGAACGUCGGCUGCAUCCCACCCGAACGCCACGGCGCCUUCUAGCAGACAUGUCAAGUCCGCGCCAAUCAGAGAUCCUACUCUACAGGCUAGUCAGAACCAAGGCUCCUGGGGACUCCUUAGUGACCAGGCAGCGACACAGAUGUUCUCUCACGAGAGGCCAGCCAUCAGGUCCGAUACACUAGCGCUUUUGGAGCCUGAACAGCCUCAGAAAAAAGAAAAUGUGAUCUUCCGAGGUAAAAAUUUCAAGACCCAAUACUAUGGAGGGAGCAAUCCCGCAACCUUGAUCGGUGAUUUCCCCGAGCUCCGUUCAUUCAUGCGAGAUGGUAUCAAGCAAUAUCCAUCUCUCCCACGGGUUCAACGCGAACUCAAAUCACUGCAAAUGAAGUGGAAAGUGGAAAAAGCCUCUGCAUUUGUAUCCGUCAAUAUGGAAUUCCUCCACGUCUUCCCAAAGCAAGAGAUCGCAGACCAAUUGAUCCAUAUCUACUUCGAUAUAGUGGAGACCACAUACCGGAUUGUGCAUAUCCCCAGCUUCUGGGAGGAAUACAAAAGCUUUCGGGAGGACAAUUACUCAGCAAGACCGGCGUUCUUAGUUCUCAUGUUGUUGAUGAUGUCCACUGCAAGUUGUCUCUCAGAAGAGAACGUCACAUACGUUGGCGACAGUGCCGUGGCGCGCGAACGUGCGGCAAUAUGGAUUGAAAUCUCCGAACGGUGGCUUAGGAUUCAAAGCCAAAAGAGAAUCUAUCUUACCAUAUGGCAAAUUCAAUGUCUGUUGGUUCUUUCGAAACAGGUCAACGUGAUAAAGAAGAAACGCAUAUGGACGGAGGCCGGCAUACUCCACAGACAGGCCAUGGCUGCGGGAUUCCACCGAGAUCCAGCGUUGUUCGGAGAGAAAGAAUUGGCUUUCGAUCAGGAAAUGAGACGCCGGCUGUGGGCGACCAUUACUGAGUUGGAACUCCAGGCUUCCAUUGACCGGGGAAUGCCCUCUGCUUCUGCCAGCAUAUUCUCCGACUGUGCAUCCGUUCUCAACAUCGACGACGCGGAUCUUACAGAUGAAGGCGAUAAUGAGUCUGGAGCAAAGGACUGGAAUGAGUUCUCAACAAGUUCAUUCCUUCAUGUUUCGAGAUCCAGUUUUGCCCUCAGAGUCACCUUGAACUCUGUUGUGAACGAUCUCGCCUCCCCUUUACAAUGGGAACAGAUCGUAAGUCAUGAGGAAAUGGUGUCGAACGAACUUCAGAAGCUUCCUACGUGGAUACAAUCAGGAACACAUAAUUACGCGGAAGUCUUGCCUGCAGCGCUUGCUCAGAUCCAGCUGCAGCAAUUUUUGAUCCUAUUACAUACGCCAUUCGCGAAGAAGAGAAACUCCGACUCUCGAUGUUCCGUAUCGCGCAUGAUUUGCUUCCAAGCGGCGACCAAAAUCUUGGAGCAAGUCCAACAACUAUCUCGGCACAAUUACUUGUUCGUUAUUCUCUUUCGACAUGAGUAUUUCCGAGCAGCCCUGGUGGUGUGUCAUAAUGCAUUUGUCUCUUAUAAUGUACCAGGCGAUCUCUUCGGCGCAAACAUCACAUCGUUCAUCCGCUACCUUGAGGAUGCUCUGACCCUUUUUGAGGACAGAAUCACUCGACUCGGCACAGAUUUCACGCGGCACUGGUACAUUUCCGCAGCCCGUUCCUUGCUACGCUCAGUAGUCGACCCAUCCGAUGCAACGACACAGGAGCAGCAGGCGAUUGAGCAUGUCGCAAGGCAGUACUAUCGGGUUCGCGCAUCACAAGAAGACAUGCACUCUGCAAAGGAAAAGCUCAAUUUGACAGAAUCCCCGGCUCAGAAUUCAAGUAAUAUGGCAACCAUUCCUGAUCUCCCAUUUCAUAAUGGAACAAUGGCGCCGAUUGACUUCCCUUUGGAGGCUUUGGAAGAAGAGUUCUUCUUUGGGGAUCCGGCGGCAUGGACAUUUGAUAAUUUUGAAGUGAUGUAA